AAGCCCUUAGGAUCUUUUGCAGAGACUAAGUCCCAGCUUGUAGAGACUUGAGACUUGGAGUAGUGCAGCGGAAGUUGAGGCAGUAUUUUGUGAUAAUAGAUCUUGAGAAGAUCUUUCCGACGCAACAAGAAUCGCUUCAAUCGGAGCAAGAACGCGAAAGCUAUGAAGAUUCAAAGUUCAUGAGCUUGCGUUACAAUUGCCGGCGGUUACUAAGUGAAGUUGUGGGGUGGACUUUAUAUGGAGUUGGGACCUUUGGGGUUGGGGAAACUUGUCACUCUACUGUAACAGCUGCAAUUGGUUGGGAACAACCAAGCUAGGUUGGCAAGGGUGGCCAACUUGGAUGGAUUGGUUGGGAAGGGACAAAUGUCAAAGAGAAGAUGAAUGAGAGAGGAGGAGAUGCUAAUGGAAGAGGAGCUGUACCUGAGAAGACAAGUGAGCCGCCGCCAUCAAAAGUUGAAGCUUUGGAUGGCUCCAACUAUGAGGAAUGGAGCGGACGGAUGAGGGACCCAACACUCUCCUGAUGGUGAUCGUGCUCGAGAAGGAACUUGCUGCCAUCUCCAUGCAACCAGGGGACGAUGUGAAGCCGGCGGUGCUGCCACUAAGACUGCUGAGGGGUAUGGAGCUGCAGGGCGCAGCAGAGGAAGAGGGGGUUGGAGAGGCCGAGGCCGUGGGAGGAGCUUUGGCAGAGGUAGAGGCCGAGGAGAAGCCGACAGUUGUGUUUUGUGACAAUGAGUCCGCUGUGAAGCUCGCCAAGAAUGCUUGUCUGCAUGGGCUGACAAAACACAUAAGGCCUAAGUGGCAUUGGGCGGUGAACGACACGAUUCCGUCGCUGUCGGCAGUACCGCGGUCGGGGACGAAGUCCAACACGAAGACGCCGGACUUCAGGAGAGCACGACCGAUGAAGAGACCGCCCUUCCCGUGGUUCCGCAGGAGAACUGUGUACGCCAGCAGCGACUGAUAAGUAAAUAUUUCUUGCUCCUUUGCAGUGCCGUUGCUUGGGAAUGGCAGGGACCCGUUGAAGUAUCCCAAGAGAUGCGCAGCCUCCAUCAGCAGCU
Molecule: messenger RNA, 1055 nt
Organism: Closterium sp. NIES-67
Lineage: Eukaryota; Viridiplantae; Streptophyta; Zygnematophyceae; Desmidiales; Closteriaceae
Source: the annotation of a GenBank genome assembly